This is a messenger RNA of Fusarium odoratissimum NRRL 54006, 1935 nucleotides long. RefSeq lists its product as uncharacterized. Bases 1 to 1935 code for a protein of 644 amino acids. The transcript has 3 exons. The record is from RefSeq and is a predicted model, not a curated record. Gene Ontology annotation, molecular function: protein binding. Lineage: Eukaryota; Fungi; Ascomycota; Sordariomycetes; Hypocreales; Nectriaceae.
AUGGAUCCCUGGUUCACAACUCCAAACGAUUUCUUCAGUGAAUUCGACAAUUUUGGCCAACAAUUUCCUGGCACCCACCUACCUCCUGGGUUCGAUAUCCCAGCUCCGCACGAACAGGCUCUUGGUGGACAAUUUAUCGCAGACCAAAACCAUUCAUAUGCUCCACCCGAUCCGGCUUUUGACUCUUUUAUCCAAGGGUUCCAGGAUGCCUCCUCUACUGACAACAUGGAUGGUUUAGGGCCCGCCCAAAUUACGCCUACCCCUACAACGGGCCCUCCCCGAAGGAGUAGGAAGAAAAAGGCCCCGACUCUACGUGAUGAGGACUGGGAACCAUUUAAAGACCGAAUCCUCGAGCUCUAUGAGACGCAAAAGCUGCCACUUGAGAAAGUUAAAAAUAUGAUCGAGGAGGAAUUCGGCUUCACCGCUCAGGCACGGCAGUAUCAGAGCCGUAUAACCAAAUGGGGCAAAGACAAGAAUAUCAAGAAAGUUGAGAUGACAGCUAUCGUCAGGAAGCAUCAGCAGAGAGAGAUUCUCGAGACUGGCAAAAGGAAGCUGUGUUUCACGGUCAGAGGUAGAGAGGUUGAAGCAGAUAAGAUCGACCGAUGGAUGGACAGAAACAAUGUCGCACGAAAUGAUCUGUAUGCUCCGAGUCCUGCAGCAUAUCCCGAAGCUACCCCGUCCGCAGUCAAUUGUAGAACGAUUUCUGAGAGAGGUUCCCUAGCCCACAGUCCAGCCUUAUCCGAAAUGAGUCUCGCCUUCUCUUCCGGUGGCAUCACACCAGUAGCUCAGAGUCCAAUGGCAUCUUCUCCCGCACUCUCCGUACGAGGGAUAAUUCAAGGCCGCGGCAGUACUUUCACUGGGCAGAGUCCGGCUCCUUUCUAUCAAGCUCUUCCAGCACAACUCCUGGCUUCUUAUCCAUCAGCUACAAGCCCUGUUCAUCCACAUUCAAGUUCUACAUUAGCCUCCAAGCAGUAUCGCUACAGACAAGCUGAUGAAGAUCGUCUACGAUCAGAACUAUCUGUGGCAGAGACUUUGUUCGGAUCCGAAGAUGCUCAAACCCUCCAUAUAUUGACAAUGCUGACUGAUGUUCUUAUUCAACAAGGGAGAUACAGAUCCGCCGAAGAAAUGAUUCGCAGAGCGGUUUUAGGCUAUCAGAAGACAGUUGGGGGUGACGAUAUUCGCACUCUCAGUGCUUUGGAACUCCUAGGACAAUGUCUAGGACUCCAGGGCUUCCAUCGUCGAGCCGCAAAAUUCCUGGAAGGAUUACUUGAAUCCGAAAGGGUGACUCUUGGCGAAGAGCAUCCAUCCACUCUGUCCUGUAUGGCCCAACUAUCGAAGGUGUAUACGAAUCAAAGACGGUGUGGCGAGGCUGCUUUACUUUCUGAGCGAGUGCUAGAAAUAAAAAAGAGGGUAUGUGGCAAAGCGGACUAUAUUACGCUGAGAAGCAUGUCGGAUUUGGGGGUUGCAUACAUGUGGUUGGGGCGAUUAGAAGAGAGCAAGCAGCUGAUAGGACAGGCCCUCAAAUUAAGCAAGAAUAUCUGGGGGGAUGAGAAUCUUGCUACGCUAGGAAUCAUGUCCAACCUGCUACCUUUAUGUGUACGACAGAGCGAUUGGGGUCAGGCAGAGGUGAUUGCAAUGCAAGUUAUCAACGUAUAUAUGAGAACAAUUGGCGAAGAACACCCUAGCGCUAUAUUCGCCAAAGCAGCGUUGGCUGAUGUAUAUGAAGGUCUAGGACAAUUAGAGAAAGCUGAAGAAGCAGGAGAGCAGGUGUUUGAGAUGCAGAAGAGAAUACUUGGGGGGAAGCAUCCUGACACACUGAAUAUCGCACAUUUCUUGAUAAAUUUAUACGAGAAACAAAAAAAAUAUGGCAAGGCUGAGGAUCUUAGGAGGAAUAUUGGGAAGAUGGCCGUGGACGGGCGAGAGGAUUUCAUUUAG